Molecule: messenger RNA, 963 nt
Organism: Aegilops tauschii subsp. strangulata
Lineage: Eukaryota; Viridiplantae; Streptophyta; Magnoliopsida; Poales; Poaceae
Source: RefSeq, a predicted model, not a curated record
AUGCCUGCUGCCAAUUCUGGUUCCGAUUCAGCUGCUGCUUCUCGUGUACCUUCUGCAGUUGGUGUAGAAGAAGAUGCAGAACCUGACGAGGCAGUGCCUACAAAUGAUGAUGAAGACGAGAUGAUGUUUCCUGAACUGGUCGAUGUAGCCAGUCAGCAAGUAGUGGAUGACGAAUAUAUGGAGGAGCCCAUCAGCCAAGCUAGGUUUGAUGACACUGACGAUGAAGAGAAGGUGGAGAACAUGGAGAGCUUAAUCGAGGAUGAAUACGAUGGUGAUGACAUGCCAACAAUUGAGUGGAACAGGGAAAAACCUGAGCUUAGUGUAGGUACCAUUUUCCAAUCAAUGGUGGACUGUCGGAAUGCAGUGACAACAUGGUGCAUUAUAUCUGAAAACACCUAUAAGAUUAAAAGGAGUGAGCCAGCAAGGUUCACAGUAUUUUGUCCAUAUCCUAGGUGUAGGUGGAAGUUGCAUGCAUCUCGUAUGAUCAAGAGCAAAUAUAUUCAGAUAAAGAAAAACCCACACAAGCACACAUGUCCACCUGGAGGGGGAGGGGGAAAGGCCAAAACCAAGCUAGCAAAAACUAGGUGGGUGGCAGAUGCUAUAUUGGAUUGGCUGAGAGAAGAACCUGGACUUGGUCCAACAGCACUCCAUGGGAAGCUUUUUGAGAAGUACAAGAUAGAAAUUCCUUACAUGAGAAUUUUCAAUGCUAGGGAAAGGGCUCUUGACAGAAUUAAUGGUCAAUGGAAUGACAGUUUUCAGCUGCUUUACACUUUCAAAGCUGAAGUGGAGAUGGCAAGUCCAGGGAGUGUUGUAGAGAUUGACAAGCAUACAGUUCCAUUCAAAAUAAAUGGGAAGUCAUUUCAGAAGGAGUGCUUCAGAAGGGCUUUUUUGCAUUUGGUGUGGUGGAGGCAGAGUCUGAGGAAAGUUGGGUCUGGUUUCUGCAGCAGUUGCGCAACAUUAUAG